AUGCAUUUCACUGACAACACUGAGAAUCAACAUACAGUGAACUUUGCCACCCCGAGAGGGUUUCUUACCAAACUCAAAUCAGGAGUCAAAGAAACUUUCUUCCCUGACGAUCCCUUUAGGCAUUUGAAGAAUGAAGAAAAGCCACUGCGCAAAGCCCUUAAAGGGGUUCAGUAUUUCCUCCCAAUCUUCGAAUGGCUCCCCAGUUACACUUUGCGCUUGUUUUACUCUGACUUCCUCGCUGGCCUCACCAUGACCAGCUUUGCUGUCCCUCAAAGCAUUAGCUUUGCUAAACUCGCUGACCUUCCUCCCAUCAUUGGCCUCUAUAGCAGUUUUGUGCCACCUUUAGUGUAUGCUAUUUUUGGGAGCUCAAGGCACAUGUCUGUGGGUACGUUAGCUUCAUUAUCAUUGCUUAUAUAUCAAAAUAUUUCAACCGUGGCAAGACCAGAAGACGACCCUAAGCUCUACCUUCAUUUGGUUUUCACAACUACCUUUGUUGCCGGCGCCUUCCAGACUUGUUUGGGAAUUCUCAGGUUGGGGAUGUUGGUGGAUUUCUUGUCACAUGCUACCAUCACUGGCUUCAUUGGAGGGACAGCAAUAAUUCUCUGCGUCCAACAACUGAAGGGAAUUUUCGGCAUGCAACAUUUUGUGAAUAAAAUGGACCUCGUAACACUGGUGAAGGGUAUAUGGACCUAUAGAAAUGAGAUAAGGUGGGAGACCACAGUUCUGGGUGUGAUCUUCCUUGUUUUCCUGCAGUUUACUAGAUACGUGAGGAAUAGGAACCCAAAACUCUUUUGGGUAUCAGCUAUAGCUCCAAUGGCAACUGUAAUGGUUGCUGGUGUUUUUACUUACCUCGUCAACGGCCAACGACAUGGAAUUCAAAUUGUGGGCUACCUAGAUAAAGGAAUAAAUCCUUCGUCCAUCCAGUAUCUUAACUUUGACAGUAAAUAUUUACCUGCGAUACUGAAAACUGGUCUUUUGACAGGUUUUGUGUCAUUGGCGGAAGGAAUAGCAAUUGGAAGAAGCUUUUCUGUGGUUGAAAAUACGCCUCAUGAUGGGAACAAUGAGAUGAUAGCUUUUGGUCUUAUGAACUUAUGCGGUUCUUUUACUUCAUGUUACUUGACUAGUGGACCAUUUUCCAAAACAGCUGUGAAUUACAGUGCAGGGUGUAAGACAGCUAUGUCAAACAUAGUACAGGGUUUCCUAAUGGCACUCACACUACAGUUUUUGGCACCAUUUUUUGGUUACACCCCUCUUGUUGCUCUAUCAGCUAUUAUAGUCUCUUCCAUGAUGGGGUUGAUUAGUUAUAGCGAAUAUAUUAAUCUCUAUAAAGUUGACAAGUUUGAUUUUGUUAUUUGCAUGGUGGCCUUUCUUGGAGUAACCUUUAUAGCCCCGGAUGUUGGCCUCAUGUUGUCAGUUGGUCUUAGUGUGCUCAGGGCACUCUUGUAUGUGGCUAGGCCUGCGGCAUGUAGGCUUGGAAAGUUACCUGACUUGGAUUUAUAUCGAGAUGUUGAGCAGUAUAAUGCUUCAACAUUCCCAGGAAUUCUGAUUGUACAACUUGGUUCUCCCAUUUACUUUGCAAAUUCUACCUACAUCAAAGAAAGAAUUAUGAGGUAUAUUAGAAGUGAACAAGACUCAAAUGGAUAUAUCGUUGAGCAGAUCAUACUCGAUUUGUCAGGAGUGACAUCCAUUGACAUCACUGCUAUUGAAGGACUGUGGGAAACAAAUAAAGUUUUUGAAAAGAAUAGAAUGAAGAUGUCAUUAGUAAACCCAAGGAAGGAGGUUUUGGAGAAACUGAUAGCAUCCAAGUUUGUUGAAAGGAUUGGGAAGGACUCAUUUUUUCUAACAUUGAACGAUGCAGUAAAGGCAAGUCAGUACUCACUUGCAAUUCGAGAAAUAAAUGUUGUGUAA
Molecule: messenger RNA, 1908 nt
Organism: Gastrolobium bilobum
Lineage: Eukaryota; Viridiplantae; Streptophyta; Magnoliopsida; Fabales; Fabaceae
Product: probable sulfate transporter 3.5
Exons: 12
Coding region: 1-1908 (635 amino acids)
Biological process (GO): transmembrane transport
Cellular component (GO): membrane
Molecular function (GO): secondary active sulfate transmembrane transporter activity
Source: RefSeq, a predicted model, not a curated record